Messenger RNA from Rhizopus microsporus ATCC 52813, 3587 nucleotides. RefSeq lists its product as uncharacterized. Gene Ontology annotation, molecular function: hexosyltransferase activity. The record is from RefSeq and is a predicted model, not a curated record. Lineage: Eukaryota; Fungi; Mucoromycota; Mucoromycetes; Mucorales; Rhizopodaceae. Gene Ontology annotation, cellular component: endoplasmic reticulum membrane. Gene Ontology annotation, biological process: cellular response to oxidative stress. The transcript has 4 exons. The coding region runs from base 291 to 3287 and encodes 998 amino acids.
GAAAAGGUAUGCAAAUUAUUAUUAAAGUGAGUUCAUGACUGUCAUUUACAUGUAUUGUGGUCAUCUGAUGCACGAUAAACAAGUAGAGAGUAAAAUAUACGCUGCUCUCUAAGCUCUGUCAUAAAGAUCUUCAAUUAUUCGCGCCUUUUAAAAUUUUUUGAUGUGUGCUGAUCCUCCUUAAGGACUGAUUCCGAUAGGCGCACAUAUUUUUUUAACCUUUUUUAAUAGUCCAAUAAAGAGCCACACAAAGAAAGCCUCUUUCUAUAUUGUAAAAAGGAUAGAAGCUUUCCAUGCCUCAGCAACCAACUUUGCCGUUUUUUAGGCAAAAACGCAUCAUCUCAAGUCUCAAUGUACCUCGUCGGUACCAAUUACCGGUAGCCAUUCUAAGAGCACUUAGUUUCCUACCUGCCUUAUUUUAUACAUAUCACUAUUGGAAAGCAGCUAGUCUGAUCCCUUUACGAGAUUCAGGUGGUCCAAGACUCAUCCAGAUAACACAAGCUGAAUAUUAUGUAGCCAUACUUUGGGCAUUACUAUCAGGCUAUUGGAGUUGGAUAUUAACAACAAGCAUGUUGAGUCGAUGGUUAUACCAUUAUGAGAUAAAGCACGCCAUCAUUCGUCUACUGACACUUACCCUCAGUACCUGCUGCCUUUCGGGAAUCAUCAACUCUUGCAUGUCAGAUCCUGUCAAGACUCAACUUACACUCUGUGUGAUUCUCUUUGUUUCCAAUAUUCUCAAACUCAUCUUUGCUUCAAGUCCAAAGUAUAGUCAGAAACUCGAGGAUGCCUUACCGACAAACCCGCAUUAUAAGAGCACGACAGCACUCAACAUACUGCUGCUACCAUUUUUGGUUGUAUUGACAUACUCUGCGUUUGUCUUGACAGGCCAAGUGCAUCGAUUUGAAUAUACAUCCAACUUGCUGAUGAAAGAGACCUUUGGAUUGGAUAGCGCCGUUACAGCUACUACUCAAAACAUCUUGAUCCUCAUUUUGUCUUCAUGGGAUAGUGCAGAUAAAAGACGUGUGUUGAGAGAAACAACAUUGAAGUGGAUUGAUAGACCUCAACAAGUAGUCUAUCGAUUUGUUAUCGGACAACCGCCUUCACCUUCUUAUGCAUGGAACACAGUGCUUGAAGAAUCUGAAAAGUAUCAUGAUCUAUUAAUGGUACCCACUUCUGAUUUAAAGAAUGGCAAGAGCCAUAAACUGUUUGAAGCACUGAGAUGGUCAUCAGGCGUAAACUAUGACUAUUUGAUCAAGACGGAUGAUGAUGUGUUUGUCAGAUGGGACAUCGUUUGCAGUGAAUUAAAUGAGCCCAAAGAUAACUACUGGAAAGGCUUUGUUUACAGAAAUCUUCCUGUGGACUAUUAUAGAAAGGAUAUAAAAUUAGAUUAUGGAAUGCCUAUUUUACCACCAUUUACAUCUGGCACACUUUAUACCCUCUCUCGCAAUCUUGUUCAUGCUAUUACUGCCAUUGAUUAUCCACAACGAUUUAUUAAGGAAAUGGAUGAUAUCAAUUUACCCAUGUGGUUAUUUGGUUUUGAUAUACAACCAAUUCAUGACAAGCGCAUCCAGAGCACAGACGAGGACGUGUGUGAGGAAACGAUGAUUGCAAAACGAUUUUACAAAAACUUUGAAAAGAGUGUUAAAAAGAUGUACAGUAACUUGCUUCAUGAAGAACCCCAAUGUGUCGGAAUGAACCCACAACGCCGUUGCGCGCUCUGUUAUCCUUGUCAUGCAAAGAGCAACGACUGGAGAUCCAAAAACUGGGCUUGUGAUCCCGAUCGCGGUGCCUCUUUGAUCAACCUUCCAGAUUACAAAAAGAUCCCCGGACCCAAGGUAAAGGACGAUAUGGAACCUGCUGUGAUUGGAAAAAACGAUCAGUGGAUCAUCAAGGAUAUCUUAUCGGCAAAGACAUCCAUCUACACCGACACAGACAACUGGCAUUUACUCUAUUGGGUCUGUUGGACUAGUGACCCUUCGACCUUCACUGACAGACAUUGGCGCGCACUGGAAAUGGUAUGGAUUCAUGAACCGGAAGCUGCAAUCAUCAUGAUGUCCAACUCGCUUCCUGAAAACUUCUUUAAUGAUUAUGUACGACGCGGAUACAACAUUCAAGUUGUCAAUUUCAACAAGGAAAACCUGUUGAAAUGGCGUUGGUACUUUGGCCCUGGUACACAAGACUGGCUUCAAGAAUGGGAACGCUGGGAAAAGGGUAAGCAUUUUUACUGGCAUCUGACAGACUAUAUUCGUUGUCUUUUGCUUUAUAAUUAUGGUGGCACCUAUAUGGACAUGGAUGCUCUCUGGAUUCGUAUUCCUCCCAAUUCUACUCAAGAAUUCAUCGGAUCUGAUAUUUCACGAGUUCCAUCUGAUCUUGAAUGGACGCUUGAUAACACAGGACUGUAUCUACCUCAAGGUCUGAUGCGAUUCAAGCGUGGAUGGAAGCUAUUCCGUGAAAUGGCUGAAGGCGCCUUCUCUAUGUAUAACUAUGACCCUGAAUGCUUUAACUGUGGUGGCCCUAAAGCCAUUACCUCCUAUGUUCGUGAACGUCGUGGCGUUUUGGAAGCCGGUGGCUUAACUAUUUUACCUCGCGAGGUGCUGUAUCCUGUUGGCUAUCUUGACGUUCAUGAAUUACUGCAGCCCAAUCCUUUGGCAGAACAAGAGAUGAAGACAAAGAUUGAACCCAGCAGUUGGAACAUUCACCUCUUUGGCAAGAUGACCAAUCACCGUCCUGUAGAGCCUGGUAGCGUGAUUGAUUACGUGUUUAAGAAAUUUGAUCUUGAUCUACCUCACCGUGAUACCAAGAAACAUAAUAUCAUCUCGUCCACUGGCAGCUGGAAGGUCCCCAUGAGGCUCAUGGCGCCAGCAGAUUAUAUUUAUCGUGCCGUGUCAGAACGUAUGCUAGCAGCUGAUAAAGAUAAGAGCCUAACGUUGCAGUCAGUACCAGGCAAGUUCCAAGGUCUGAACGUAAUCUAUAUACGUGGUGGUCCCGAUAAGAUACCAAAGGUGACAAUUGAAAUAUCUGCUUCCAUUGGACGUGUUAGACUAGGCCACGAACCUUGGGCCAAGUCAAUCAAGAAGGAACUGACUGAUGUAACAAUGCAGAAAGUCAAUAGUGUGUUGAAUACAGUUGAAUAUGGCCCUACUAAACUUAUGCUUGCCAACGGUGGAAGAGAUCGUAUGGUCGUAGGUGUAACUUAUGAAGAAGGCAACUCAAAGAUAGAAAAAGAACAAACACAGAUUACCGUUGUGGUAGUGGAACCUGAAGAAGAGGACGAGCCUCUUGAAGAUUAAAAAGUGUAUCAUAGAUCAUUCUUGUACAAGAUAGCAAUCCUCUUUUUUAUUGUUAUAUAUACAUAAAUAUAGAUAUCUUAUUUUCUAGGCAAUCCGCCUGCGAUAAACAAAGCUUGUUCCAAGUCUUCGAUGAGAUCAUCGGGAUCUUCAAUGCCCACACAUAAACGAAUCAGGUCUUCGGGCAAUGCUCUUUCUGCACGAAUGUGAGCAGGGAUAGAGGCAUGAGACAUUCUACAGGGCAUACUAAUUAAAGAGUUGACGCAUCCAAAGGAUACACUAAUACUCCACAGUUUUGUUGCU